AUGACGACUUCGCUGCUCCUGCAUCCGCGCUGGCCGGAGAGCCUUAUGUACGUCUAUGAGGACAGCGCGGCGGAGAGCGGCAGCGGAGGAGGCGGCGGGGGAGGCGGCGGCGCGGGCGGCGCGGGGGGCGGCUGCAGCGGAGCGAGCCCCGGCAAAGCCCCCAGCAUGGACGGGCUGGGCAGCAGCUGCCCGGCCAGCCACUGCCGCGACCUGCUUCCGCACCCCGUGCUGGGCCGCCCGCCGGCUCCCCUGGGCGCCCCACAGGGCGCCGUCUACACGGACAUCCCGGCCCCAGAGGCUGCGCGCCAGUGCGCCCCGCCGCCGGCGCCCCCCACCUCGUCCAGCGCCACCCUGGGCUACGGCUACCCGUUCGGUGGCAGCUACUACGGCUGCCGCCUGUCGCACAACGUGAACCUGCAGCAAAAGCCUUGCGCCUACCACCCGGGUGAUAAAUACCCGGAGCCAUCGGGCGCCCUGCCGGGUGACGACCUGUCCUCCAGGGCCAAGGAGUUCGCCUUCUACCCCAGCUUCGCCAGCUCCUACCAGGCGAUGCCCGGCUACCUGGACGUGUCGGUGGUGCCUGGGAUCAGCGGGCACCCAGAGCCGCGUCACGACGCGCUCAUCCCCGUCGAAGGCUACCAGCACUGGGCUCUCUCCAACGGCUGGGACAGUCAGGUGUAUUGCUCCAAGGAGCAGUCGCAGUCCGCCCACCUCUGGAAGUCUCCCUUUCCAGACGUGGUUCCCCUACAGCCCGAGGUGAGCAGCUAUCGGCGAGGGCGCAAGAAACGCGUGCCCUACACCAAGGUGCAGCUGAAGGAGCUAGAGAAGGAGUACGCGGCCAGCAAGUUCAUCACCAAAGAGAAGCGCCGGCGCAUCUCUGCCACCACGAACCUCUCGGAGCGCCAGGUCACCAUCUGGUUUCAGAACCGGCGGGUCAAAGAGAAGAAGGUGGUCAGCAAAUCGAAAGCGCCUCAUCUCCACUCCACCUGA
This is a messenger RNA of Lynx canadensis (Canada lynx), 990 nucleotides long. RefSeq names its product homeobox C13 (gene HOXC13). The transcript has 2 exons. Gene Ontology annotation, molecular function: RNA polymerase II cis-regulatory region sequence-specific DNA binding; DNA-binding transcription factor activity, RNA polymerase II-specific. The record is from RefSeq and is a predicted model, not a curated record. NCBI's taxonomy places the organism in Eukaryota, Metazoa, Chordata, Mammalia, Carnivora, Felidae. Bases 1 to 990 code for a protein of 329 amino acids. Gene Ontology annotation, biological process: regulation of transcription by RNA polymerase II.